Molecule: messenger RNA, 2513 nt
Organism: Pyrgilauda ruficollis (rufous-necked snowfinch)
Lineage: Eukaryota; Metazoa; Chordata; Aves; Passeriformes; Passeridae
Gene: CACNB2
Product: calcium voltage-gated channel auxiliary subunit beta 2
Exons: 14
Coding region: 161-2119 (652 amino acids)
Biological process (GO): chemical synaptic transmission; calcium ion transmembrane transport; regulation of voltage-gated calcium channel activity
Cellular component (GO): voltage-gated calcium channel complex
Molecular function (GO): protein binding; high voltage-gated calcium channel activity
Source: RefSeq, a predicted model, not a curated record
GGCAGGGCAGGGCAAGGCCGCCCGCCCGCUCCUCGGCAUGGCCGGGCGCUGAGCGGCGCCCGCCGCCCCGGCUCGGCUCGGCUCGGCUCGGCUCGGCUCGGCUCAGCACGGCUCUGUCCCGCCGAGAGGCUCGGCGCCCAGCCACCCUCUCUCCUCGCCAAUGGUCCAGAGCGACAUGUCCAAAUCUCCUCCCAGCCCGGCGCAGGAGGUGCAGAUGGAGCUGCUGGACAACCCCCUGCCCGCGGCGGCGGCAGCGCAGUCCUAUGGUAAAGGGGCAAGAAGAAAAAACCGAUUUAAAGGCUCAGAUGGGAGUACAUCUUCUGACACUACCUCCAACAGUUUUGUACGCCAGGGUUCGGCGGACUCCUACACCAGCCGUCCAUCUGAUUCAGAUGUAUCUCUGGAAGAAGAUAGGGAAGCAGUGCGGAGAGAGGCAGAGCGACAGGCCCAGGCACAGCUGGAAAAAGCAAAGUCAAAACCUGUUGCAUUUGCAGUUCGGACAAAUGUUGGGUACAGUGCAGCUCACGAAGAUGAUGUCCCAGUCCCAGGCAUGGCCAUCUCAUUUGAGGCUAAAGAUUUUCUUCAUGUUAAAGAAAAAUUUAAUAAUGACUGGUGGAUAGGACGAUUGGUAAAAGAAGGCUGUGAAAUCGGAUUCAUACCAAGCCCAGUCAAACUAGAAAACAUGAGGCUGCAGCAUGAACAAAAGGCAAAACAAGGAAAAUUCUACUCCAGUAAAUCAGGAGGAAACUCUUCAUCCAGUUUGGGUGACAUCGUUCCUAGUUCCAGAAAAUCGACGCCUCCAUCAUCUGCUGUAGACAUAGAUGCCACUGGCUUAGAUGCAGAAGAAAAUGAUAUUCCAGCAAACCAUCGCUCCCCCAAACCCAGUGCAAACAGUGUAACAUCACCCCACUCCAAAGAGAAAAGAAUGCCCUUCUUUAAGAAGACAGAGCACAUCCCUCCCUAUGAUGUAGUGCCUUCUAUGCGACCAGUAGUUUUAGUGGGGCCUUCUCUGAAGGGAUAUGAGGUAACAGAUAUGAUGCAAAAAGCAUUAUUUGAUUUUUUAAAACAUAGAUUCGAAGGGCGUAUAUCAAUUACACGAGUCACAGCAGACAUCUCGCUUGCCAAACGCUCAGUGUUAAACAAUCCCAGUAAGCAUGCGAUCAUAGAACGGUCUAACACGAGGUCAAGCCUAGCUGAAGUUCAAAGUGAAAUUGAACGGAUUUUUGAAUUGGCCAGGACACUGCAGUUGGUAGUGCUUGAUGCUGAUACCAUUAAUCACCCAGCUCAACUGAGCAAAACCUCUCUGGCUCCCAUUAUAGUAUACGUAAAGAUUUCUUCUCCUAAGGUUUUACAGAGGUUGAUAAAAUCUCGAGGGAAAUCUCAGGCCAAACACCUUAAUGUUCAGAUGGUAGCAGCUGAUAAACUGGCACAGUGUCCUCCUGAAAUGUUUGAUGUAAUUCUUGAUGAGAACCAGCUUGAAGAUGCUUGUGAGCACCUUGCUGACUAUCUGGAAGCCUACUGGAAGGCCACACAUCCACCUAGCAGCAAUCCUCCUAACCAGCUUCUCACUCGCACACUUGCAACAGCCACUCUUCCUAUUAGCCCGGGUCCAAAUAUUAAUUUACAGCAGGGAUCUCAAGGAGACCAGAGGAAUGACCAUUCGGUCCCUGAGCGCAGCGGUUCCCACAUUGAAGAGGAAGCAAGGGUCGAACCCACCAAGAAAUCCCAGCACCGCUCUUCCUCCAGCCAGCACCACAACCAUCGCAGUGGUGGCAGAGGCCUUCACAGGCAAGAAACUUUUGACUCAGAAACACAAGACAGCAGAGAUUCAGCUUACGUAGAGCCAAAGGAGGACUACUCACAUGAGCAUGGUGACCACUAUGAUUCUCACAGGGAUCAUAAUCACAGAGACGAGUCCCAUGGGAUCAGUGAACACAGACACAGAGAGUCCCGGCAUCGCUCAAAGGAGAGGGACCGCGAGCAGGACCACAAUGAAUGCAACAAACAGCGCAGUCGUCAUAAAUCAAGGGACCAAUAUUGUGACAAGGAUGGGGAAGUGAUAUCCAAAAAACGUAACGAUGCAGGAGAGUGGAACAGGGAUGUUUACAUCCGUCAGUAACUUUUGCCUCUGGCAGUCUUGUGUUUCUUUGAAGUCUUGUAACAAUGCCCCUUGAAAAUAUCUUGGGUUCUUCUUUGCAGAACAUAUGGUAUCCUUCUGUAUGCUGAUUUGUAUUGCUGUUGCUUGCAUAGCAAUAGCAUGAAAUAGAAUAUUCAUAUACUUAUUUUUUUUUGGUUAGUGCUAUAUGAAUUAGUGUAGUACAACUGAAGAGUUCCUGAUGUUGUACUAUGACAUUUUUCAAGCUGUUUUUGGUAGCUGCCACUUGAACAAUAUCUGUUGCCAUCAAGGUGUUGUUAGUGCUUUUUUAAAAAAAAGGUACAUUUGAUGUUUAAUAACUUCCCAUGUAUUCAGCAAGCCAGGAUCAGCACAUAAAAAAAAUCUAAAACUUUUUGUC